GGAAGACGGGAUGUAAACAAUCAGUGGGCAGCAGCCAGAGGCAGAACUGGGGUGGGGGCUGGGCUAGGGGCCAGGACUGGGGGGAGGGGGCCCAGGACGCAGCCCCCAGGGGCCAGGUCCACCUGCACACACACAAGGAUGGAAGAGGGCUCCAGGAUGCCCACCCAAUCCUCCCUCCUAGUGAUGCAGGCAAGCUGCAGGCGGCUCAGAGUUGCACUACUUACAAGUAAGCCACAGGUGUUCUUUGCCCCAGAUGGCUAUCAGUUUGCUGUCUGAGAUAUGGGGACAUCUUGCCCAGCGUGGAAGCUGUUGUAGUAGAGAGCAGAGCCCAGUCCCCUUUCUCCUGUUCUAGCCUCUUCUCCCUCUAGACACCUGAGACUCCUUCCUCUUUCCAUGGGAGGGUCAGUCGGAUCCUUCUGCUCCUUCCCCUGCCCCCACCCCACCCCCUGCCUGCAGUGACACAGUUACCUCAGAACUGAAAUAUUCCUGGAAACACCGGCCUCGUCUGGUCUGGUUAAUUUCAUGAGCCGUUUUUCUGCCCAGAUGACUUAGCUCUUGUUUAUCCAAAGGCUUCUCCCCCUGUUGUCCCUGCGUAGGGAGCCAGUUCUCCCCAGGGAUGUCCCACAGACCCAGAAGGGGAGACGAAACAAGACCAGAGUUGGGUUCCUGACCCUGUGCUCCCCCUCUCCCAUGGCGAGGGCAAAACCCAGUCUCAGGAGUCUGGCCAAUAGGGCUGCCCAAAGCAGGGUGGGGGAAAGAGGUGAGCCCAGCUCCCAAUCUGAGUUUCAGCUGGGACCCUCAGCACUGCUGCUAACUCAAGGCUGGAAGGGCCACUGCCCACCUCGGCAGGUCUCCAACCUCCAAAACCAACCCCAUGUUGUACCCUUAGGAUCUUGGGAGUGACUCUACCAGAUACGCAGACUGAGGGCAGCCCAAGGCUUGGUGCAGAGGAGCAAGGCCUGGAAUCUUCUUGGGAUGUGAGGAACAGUGGAUGGAAGGGAAAGCAGUCAGCAGAAGCUAGGUGUGGAGAGGCAGAAUGAGGAAAGGGGUGAAGCCCCGGGCUGCAGAUGGAGAUGAGGACAAGAGGGGGACUCGUGGGGGAUGCUAGCUUGCCUGUGUGCUGUGCUUUGGCACCUCCCUGCAGUGCCAGCCCUCAAUCGCACUGGGGACCCAGGGCCUGGCCCCUCCAUCCAGAAAACCUACGACCUCACCCGCUACCUGGAGCACCAACUCCGCAGUUUGGCUGGGACCUACCUGAACUACCUGGGCCCCCCUUUCAACGAGCCUGACUUCAACCCACCUCGGCUGGGGGCAGAGACUCUGCCCAGGGCCACGGUCAACUUGGAUGUGUGGCGAAGCCUCAACGACAAACUGCGGCUGACCCAGAACUAUGAGGCCUACAGCCACCUGCUGUGCUACUUGCGCGGCCUCAACCGCCAGGCCGCCACGGCUGAGCUGCGCCGCAGCCUGGCCCACUUCUGCACCAGCCUCCAGGGCCUGCUGGGCAGCAUCGCGGGCGUCAUGGCGGCUCUGGGCUACCCGCUGCCCCAGCCCCUGCCAGGAACUGAGCCCACCUGGGCCCCCGGCCCUGCCCACAGCGACUUCCUCCAGAAGAUGGAUGACUUCUGGCUGCUGAAGGAGCUGCAGACCUGGCUGUGGCGCUCAGCCAAGGACUUCAACCGGCUCAAGAAGAAGAUGCAGCCCCCUGCGGCUGCAGUGACCCUGCAUCUGGAGGCCCACGGCUUCUGAUCUCUGACCUUUACCACCUCCACCCUCCCUUCCUCCUUCAAACCCUGCUCCCACUCUGGUGGGGGGGAGGGUGGGGAGAAAGCUGUGUGCCAACACCUGUUGAGCCAGGAGACAGAAGCCAUGAGCCUCUGGCUCUCUCUAGUCUUGGAAGAGGGUGUGAUGCAAUAAGGCCUGUCCCUUCCCUGCUUCCCAGAGUCCUGCAGGUCUGGGGAAGAGGUGCAAUAGGCCUAGUCCCAUUUCCACAGGAAGGAGUGCUUCAGGGAGCUCUAAGUGGUUCAGGUUGGUGCAAAGACUCUCUUGGCUUCCUGCUUCCUGCCCAGCACUCACCAGUGCCACACAGCCCCUCCUGUAGCACUUCCAGGAAGCAUGCUUGGGCAGGGAGGGGGGCCACUACAGCACAUGCCUUUCUGGGGUGAAACCCUUUGGCUGCCCCACUCUUCCUAGAUGGGGGUUGCUCCCCUACCCCCCAAAUAACUCAGUACACCCAAUUCAGGAAACAGACACAAUGGCAAGUCCAAACAGGAAGAGAUGGGCUUUGAAAGUAGGAGAGGUAGGGUCUGCAUUGGAGGUCAUACCAAAAACAUAGGGGCAGGGACAGAUGGGACCCAGGGCCGUCGGUGGCACAGGAUGACAGCCAAAAGGACCUUGCCUUGCAUCUUGUCAUUGGCAUCACGGUGCCUCCUCCCCAUCCCCUUUCCAGGCUGUCUGAGGGUUGCCCAGGCUGGGGAGGGCAACCAGAGCCACAGCCACAGGGUUCCCUGAAAGUUUACAUUGCAGUAGCAUUGCGGGGUGCGGGGGGCAGCUCCCCCAGGCCCUGCCCCCCAGCCUCACCCACUCAUGACUCUAAGUUUGUUGUAUUAAUAUUUAUUUAUUUGGAGAUGUUAUUUAUUAGAUUAUAUUUAUUGCAGAAUUUCUAUUCUUGUAUUAACAAAUAAAAUGCUUGCCCCAGGA
Messenger RNA from Canis lupus familiaris (dog), 2700 nucleotides. RefSeq names its product cardiotrophin like cytokine factor 1 (gene CLCF1). The coding region runs from base 1102 to 1749 and encodes 215 amino acids. The transcript has 3 exons. The record is from RefSeq and is a predicted model, not a curated record. Lineage: Eukaryota; Metazoa; Chordata; Mammalia; Carnivora; Canidae.